Molecule: messenger RNA, 4390 nt
Organism: Pimephales promelas (fathead minnow)
Lineage: Eukaryota; Metazoa; Chordata; Actinopteri; Cypriniformes; Leuciscidae
Gene: vps54
Product: VPS54 subunit of GARP complex
Biological process (GO): Golgi to vacuole transport; retrograde transport, endosome to Golgi
Cellular component (GO): GARP complex
Molecular function (GO): syntaxin binding
Source: RefSeq, a predicted model, not a curated record
CAUGGGCCGGUGACCGGCGGACCGCUGAGUUGUGUGAUAUGAGCCUCACAUCUGUGAGGAUGUUACCGGGAUCUGAUGAUAUUAUGAUCGCCAGGAGCUGCUUUAUUUCAUAUAACAGUCUGCCUCUUAUGUGAGGGAUCCGCAGUGAUGUCCUCCAAUCCGAUACCUCAGUCCAGCGGGGGAGGAGGGAGAGGCGCCGGCCCCAGCGACGGGCUCUUCCGGAAGCCCCGGGACCCUUCGAUGGCCCCCAGACACUACCGAACCCCGCGCUCCCUCCCGGACGUCUGCCCCAAGGAGCCCACCGGCGAAGGCCGUGGGCUCUGUGACGGGCCGUCUGUAGUGGCCGACCAGCACCGCUGGACCGUGUAUAACUCUAAAGUGAACCUCCCCGCGGCCCUGAACGACCCCAGGCUGACCAAGAGAGAGUCCGACUUCUUCACCAAGACGUGGGGCCUGGACUUCACCGAGACCGAGGUCAUGCCUUCCUUCUACUUGCCCAACAUCACCCGAGAACACUUCAGCUCCUACCUGCAGGAGACGGCUCAGAGGGAGAAGAUUCACGAGCGCUGCAAGAACGUCUGCCAGAGCAAAGACGACCUGGCGGUGCCCACCAUCACCAAUAAUCACGAUAAAGCCAGAGCUGAGCUGGAUCAGGUGCCCAAGAUCUUCAUGAAGCCCGAGUUUGUCCUGAACGAUCCGGCCACCUUUAAUGCCGUGUUGCCGUGGUCUCACUUCAGCGUCGCCGGGGGCAAGAACAGCCGAGAUGUGGCGUCGUCACGGUUACUGCAGGAAAAGUUGAGUCACUAUCUGGACGUGGUGGAGGUGAGCAUCGCUCGGCAGAUCUCUCUUCGCUCCGAGGCCUUUUUCCACGCCAUGUCGUCUCAGCACGAGCUCCAGGACCGGCUGCGAGAGACGGCCGACUCCGUGGCUAAGCUCCGCGCUCGCACCUCCGCCAUCGACCGCGUGAUGUGCCGCGGGCCGCUGCGAGCGCUGCGGGACGCUCUCACACGCAACAACUGCGCCAAACUGCACAAUAAGCUGAAGCUGAUGGCCGCGGUGCACCAGACGCAGCCCACGGUGCAGUUACUCCUCUCCACCUCAGAGUUCGUCGGCGCGCUCGAGCUCAUCGCAACCACCAAGGAAGUUCUGCAGCAGGAACUGCAGGGAAUACACAGCUUCAGGCAUUUGGGUUCUCAGCUCUGCGAGAUGGAGCGGUUGAUCGAUAAGAUGAUGGUGGCUGAUUUCUCCACAUACGCUCAAAGCGACCUCAAUCGACCCUUUGAAGAGGACAUUCAGGUCAUGGAGAAGGUCACAGAGCAGCCGGCAGCGUCAGGAAAGGAUCGUUUGCAGUCUCUGGUCUUUGGCCUGUUGAGACAGAGGAAGCUCGAUUUCCUGGACAUUUACAGUGACGAGAUGGUCCGUGCUGCCAAGAACGUCGUACGGCAGUGUGUUGAGAAGUCUGUGUCGCAGAUCAGUGAGAUUGAUGCAGACACCGUCAAAUUUCAUGAGCAGAUGCGCUUGAUGACAUUUAAUCAGUGGUUUGAUCUGCUGCUGGAUAUAUUUGAACACUUCAUCCUGUUCAUCAAGAGGAUCAAGGCUACGCUCGGCGUCAUCCGUAACGUGGUGCUGGAGGUGCUGGACAGCAGCCAGAGGAGUCGGAUAGCGGACGUCACCCCCGCGGCUGAUCAUUCCCAGGAGGACGAGGAGGAGUCGGGAGCUCAUCACUCCGGGGAGGCGGAGCUCGCGUAUCUCACUCACGAGGGGCUCUUCAUCAGCGACGCGCUCAACGACGCGCAAGCGAGAGCACAGACGCGCACCGACACCUGCGGGAGCGACUCGGCCUCCGCCACCACAGAAUCCUCCUCCAGCAGGGAGCACAACUACAACACUACUUCCUCCCUGCCCGCAGGGGGCGCUGCUGCUCUGAGUGAGGACGUCAUGCCGUCCGAUCUGGAGUUGGGUCGAGUGGCCAAUAACGUUCAGGAGCUGCUGUACACGGCGUCAGACGUCAGUCACGACCGCUGCGUCAAAGUGCUCAUGACCCGAGCCAAGGACGGGUCUCUGGAGCGUUUGAGCUCGGCGGAGUUCGUGCGUUUGAGUCGGGCGGUGGAGUCGUUCGUCCAGGACACUGAGGCGGAGUGUGUCCGGCGCAGCGUGAGCCUGAGGGGGGCGCUACAGAGCCAGGCCAACCGCUUCGUGCAGCGCUUCCACGAGGAGCGCAAGACCAAGCUCAGUCUGCUGCUGGAUAACGAGCGCUGGAAGCAGGCCGAGGUCCCUGUGGAGUUCCAGGAUCUGGUGGACUCCAUCGCUGACGGACGCAUCAGUCUGCCUGAGCGCAAACACACGGCGUCGGAGGACCGGAAGCCCAGUGAGUUCCUGUGUGUCGACGGGCAGAAAUACGCUGUGGUCGGGACGGUGCUGCUGCUGAUCCGGAUGUUUCUGGAGUAUUGCCAGUGUGUGAAUGACAUUCCCUCCAUCACCACUGACAUCCUCACGCGCCUUACCGACCUGCUCAAGCACUUCAACUCGCGGUGCUGCCAGCUGGUGCUCGGGGCCGGAGCGCUGCAGGUCGUGGGGCUGAAGACCAUCACCACCAGAAACCUUGCUCUGGCGUCUCGCUGUCUUCAGCUGGUGGUUGUCUUCAUCCCUGUGAUCCGAGCACACUUCGAGACCAGACUGCAGCCCAAACAGUACAGCAUACUACGCCACUUCGACCACAUCACCAAGGACUAUAACGACCACAUCGCAGAGAUCUCUGCCAAACUAGUGGCCAUUAUGGACAGCAUGUUCGAGAAGGCUCUGUCUAAGUACGAGGUGAAGGCGCCCAUGCCGUCGGCGUGUUUGCGUAACGUGUGUAAGCAGAUGGCCAAGAUGCACGAGGCCAUUCAUGAGCUGUUGCCGGAGGAGCAGACGCAGAUGCUGUUCCUCCGGAUCAACGCCCGCUUUAAUCUGCACCUGAGGAGGCAGCUCGCGCGGCUGGGCGUCAGCAACGACGGCGGGCCGCAGAACGGGCUGGUGAUGGUGGACGUGGCAUUUUACUCGGAGAACGUUCAGGCUCUGCGCUCUCUCGAGUGUUUGGACUUAAACAUGUCGGAGAUCUGGGAGCAGAAAAGGUGAUGACGGACCGCUCGUCCUGGCCAAUCAGGCCUCUCCGUCACAGUGACCUGCCCCGCCCCUGAGCAGGAAGUGAGGUCAGUGGGUGAACACAGACUCAGGACUGGAGCUCUAGUUUGUUUUGUGACAACACUCGUGUCCCGCCGCUGCCUCGAGGCUCAGCAUCUGUACUGACGGGACGUGCCCGGGAGGGACCGACACUUUGUUUUUUUUGUGGAGACCAAAUCAGGACAAGCUUGUGUGGUUGACCAAUCGCAGCUGGGGAUUGUGGGUAAUCUGUGUUUUGUUUGUCCUCAGUGCCUCCUUCAGCACCACCACUACAGUGCAACUGUCCAUUCAUGUGCAAUCCGAUUCCUAUCGUUGUGAAUAUUGCUGAAUUAUUUAAUCACUGUCGGAUGAAUCAACCAAUGGUUAUUUAUUUUAAUUGAUUUUGUUGUUGAUCGAUCAAUCAUGUUUUUCUGUGUUGUUUUUUUUUCAAGUUAAGCUUUCAGGCGACGACGGCCGAUUGGACAACUAGGGUUUUAAAACACAUCUUUCUGACUUGUCAUUGGGUUUUCCAUCAACAUGAUUAUGGUUUUGCUCCUGCUCUUGGUUUUCAUGUUCAGGGUCACUCAGUUGAAGUAUUAAAACUCUGGAGGGUUAAAGGUCAAGGAUUCUUGUCCAUGUUUAUCUCAUUAUUUAAAUGAUGGUGUGUCUUCACACUCCCCAACUAGCAUUUCUCUGUUAAACAGGUUUAGGUACAAAGACUCGUCAAGAUUUUGGACCAAAAUACCUAAUAAUGCUUAAUUAUUGAAAGUAAUUUAACAUGAAUUAUAAAACAAAGAUAAUAAUGAAGAAUGAUUUCAAUAUAAGUAUGUGUCCUUGCAAACUUGACUUCCCCAGCAUCCACAGGUUUAAAGUGGCUCGCUGGUGAUCUAUUAUAUUUAAACGGAGGCCUGUGAUUGGUUGGAAUGAACGGAGAAUGUGAAUGUGUUUUCCCGAAUCAUGUGUUGUUUUGCUGUGAGCUUUGUGUUGGAGAGGAUCCAUGUAUUAUCUUAUUUAACACCUGUGCUGUCCGGUUCAAAAGUGCCUAACCUUUAUUUGGUGUCGAAGACGACUUCUGGCUCGAACGGUCCAUCUGUGGGGUAGAAGUGCCUAAUCCGUGUGUGUUUCGGGCCCUCGCUGCUGCUGAUGCGGCGAACCCCAAGAAAUACGCUGAUGGGGGAACUGUUGUGGAAUGCUUGACCUUUUAAAAUGUGGCACUUUUUAUCAUUAAUAAAGCCACGGUGAACAUCAA